AAGCAUUCGGCAGAAAAAAUGCCAUCGCACACACCAGCUCCAAGCCCACAUAGAGCAGUAUAUGGAUUCGCUAUAUAUUUGUUCUUUUUCACACUUUUUAUUUUAUAUUUUCUAUGGGCCUUAUUGCCUAACAAUUUAUUAAAAAGCUGCGGUAUAGACUUUAUGCCUAAUAAAUACUUCAGUAUAUGUUUGCCGAUGUUAGUACUGAUGGGCUUAUUCUUCUUUGCUUUUUUCAUAUAUCCUGCAAUUAAUUUGUCGAUGACGGCAAACGUUGACGAGCUGGCUUCUGUUGUGGAUGUAUCAUUGUUACCUGAAAAUUGCAGAAAUUCCUGGAAAGAUAUACAUGCGGCUAACAAAACAGUUAAAAGUAUUAAAAAAACAAAAGAUGAAAAGAAUCCUUGUGCAGUAUGCAAAGAAACACAUCAACCAGCAGUACUAACUCAAAUAGCAACGCUAAGAUUUUUGGACUUAAGUGAUGUUAACAGAAAUAUUUUUGGUUAAAUGUUUAUUUCAUUAAUA
Messenger RNA from Teleopsis dalmanni, 519 nucleotides. It is a transcript of the gene PIG-P, whose product is annotated as phosphatidylinositol N-acetylglucosaminyltransferase subunit P. Lineage: Eukaryota; Metazoa; Arthropoda; Insecta; Diptera; Diopsidae. The record is from RefSeq and is a predicted model, not a curated record. The transcript has a single exon. The coding region runs from base 19 to 501 and encodes 160 amino acids.